Molecule: messenger RNA, 984 nt
Organism: Trachymyrmex septentrionalis
Lineage: Eukaryota; Metazoa; Arthropoda; Insecta; Hymenoptera; Formicidae
Product: probable tyrosyl-DNA phosphodiesterase
Exons: 6
Coding region: 227-886 (219 amino acids)
Biological process (GO): single strand break repair; double-strand break repair
Cellular component (GO): nucleus
Molecular function (GO): single-stranded DNA binding; double-stranded DNA binding; 3'-tyrosyl-DNA phosphodiesterase activity
Source: RefSeq, a predicted model, not a curated record
UUAUCUAGAUAUUACUUACUCAGUCUUCUCUAGGAUUGGAAAAUCUGAAACAACUUAGGAUAAUUCUCAGGAUAAAAUUUGCAGUGUAAACAGUUGUUAUUAUAAUUGGUAAUUAAAUAAUCUACUAAAACACAAUCUUUGUCUAUUACAAAAAACAAAUUUGAAGGAAAAAGUAACAAGUCAUAAGAAAUCAACAGCUAGCACAGAGGAAGGUAAAUUUAAAUAAAUGGCUGCAGGAACUGACACACAUUCUAAAGCUUUGAUUGGCGAAGAACAUAAGAAUUCGGAAAGCAACAAGACGAGGAAGAAAAGUCAGGAAACAACAUCAGAAGCUGGCUCUUCUGAUUCAGAAAAGAAUAGACAGAAAAGCACAGAAAGCAUGAAUAAUUGCAUAAAUGAUCAACAGGAUAUCGAUGACAUUCAAAUUAAUUCUAAAAACAACGAAGGAGAUACAAGUUUAAAAAGAAAUGCAAAAAUACAUUCUAAGCAACAGUGGCUAGAAUCAUAUUUAUAUCAAUGGAAAGCUAAGCGAACAGGACGAGAUCGUGCGGUGCCUCAUAUUAAAUCUUACACAAGAAUUUCACCAGAUUCGAAAAAUAUUCCAUGGUUUGUGCUUACCAGUGCAAAUCUGAGUAAAUCCGCUUGGGGAAAUGGACGACUACAUUAUUAUAUAAGAAACUAUGAGGCCGGCGUUAUAUUUAUACCAAAACUUAUCACUGGGACAACGACAUUUCCUAUUGGGGACGGAGAUGAUUCAGUCGUUCCGAUAUUUCCGAUUCCAUAUGAUCUUCCAUUAUGCCGAUAUGAAUCGAGUGACCGUCCUUUCGUCUGCGAAUUUCUUAGCUCUUUGGCUGAUAAUUUUUCAGUUGAUAAUGGAAAUAAAUAAUAGCAAUAAAUGAUGAUACCAAUUAGACCAUAAGGGUCAAACAUGAGAGUGACAAUAACGCAAGCGAACACGCUUAGGAAACAUUAAUUGAAACAAUG